GCCCUCCUCGGUUCCCAGCGGCGGUUCCCGACGCCCCAGGUAUAAGCAUACAUGGCUCCUGGUGUCUCAAAUGAGAAGAAAACUGAUGAUGAACAGUCUUCAAAAGAGAAUUUUAUCCAUCUCUGCAACCCUCACCUGGAGAAAAUGAAAGAAGACAUCCUGUACCAUUUUGCUCUUGGGACUGGUACCCAUGAUUUUCCGGCGUUGUUUGGAGAUGUAAAGUUUGUAUGUGUUGGAGGAAGUCCUUCACGGAUGAAAGCUUUUAUCGCCUACAUAGCUGAAGAACUGGGGCUUGGGAGCCCUGGUUGUGACUAUCCUAACAUCUGUGCCGGAACUGACCGUUACGCAAUGUACAAAGUGGGACCUGUUUUGUCAGUGAGUCACGGUAUGGGCAUUCCUUCUAUUUCAAUCAUGUUGCAUGAGCUGAUCAAACUGUUGUAUCAUGCCAAGUGUUCCAACAUAACCAUUAUUCGCAUUGGCACCUCUGGUGGAAUAGGUCUGGAGCCAGGCUCAGUGGUUAUAACUAGGCAGUCUGUAGAUGCCACCUUCAAACCUCAGUUUGAACAGGUUAUUCUGGGAAAGACUGUAAUUCGCAGUACAAACCUAGAUGAACAGCUAGCUAAGGAACUGAUGCAGUGCAGUAAAGAAAUCGGGCAGUUCAAUACAGUCAUUGGAAACACUAUGUGCACUUUGGAUUUCUAUGAAGGACAGGGCAGGUUGGAUGGUGCAAUCUGCUUAUAUAAUGAAGAAGAGAAACUGCAAUAUUUGAAGGAAGCUUACGAUUCUGGCGUCAGAAACAUAGAGAUGGAAUCUUCUGUAUUUGCUGCAAUGUGUAAUCUCAGUGGUGUAAAAGUGGAGGGUGCAGUCCUAGCAGGAGUCACAAGUCAGAAGGGUCUGAAUAAACUCUCAGAACAGCUGUCACUGAUCCAGCUAAAUGAGAUUUUCUUUUUGAGGAUUGUAGUCUGCAACAGUCUGUUAACAAGCGUAAGAGUUAGAUCUAAGAGGGAGUGAUGUAGGAGUAGGCACAUUCACCAAGAAGUGGCAGAAACUGGAAGCAAUGUGACGAAAACAUUAAAAAAGGAAGGGAUGACUCUUGUGAACAGGAAACUGCCAAUGAAUUUUCAACUGGAGACCAGAUAAAAAGAUUUUUUAAAAUUUACUAAUUUAGUCUCCCUUUAAUUUUAAAAACACAUUUUCUCAUUUAUGAUCAGGAUAUACAAUGAAUGUAAGUUUUCAGAGAAAGCCUUUUUUUCUCUAAGCUUAAGGGACGAGUCAGGUGGAAAUGGCUCCAUAUUUUGUUUGAACUGUUCCUCCCUCUGUGCUUAACUAUGCCUAGUGCUUGCAUGGGCAUUGCACGAAGUACUGUGAGGUCCCUUGGGAAACAUGCAACAAAGCACAUCCUUGCUCUGCAACCUCCUGUUCCCAGAACAGUAGCAAAGAGAUAAAAAGGAGAUCACUUAAGAAGCAACUUCCUGCACUCUAGGCUGAAGAAAAGCUUAUACCAAAUUGACCAGUAUGGGUUUGGAGAGGACAGUUUGCUGUUGUAAAAGAAAUACUUACUAUGAAUUACCUAAAGAGGAGAAAAAUAUUUUAUCAAGAAAACAAAGAAACACCUAAUGUGGCUCUGUGAAGCUUUGGGGAAGCAGAUUUCUGCAGUUGUCCUGGAGGUACGAAUUUGAAAUGGUGUGAUUUUUCUUUUUAAAGGAAGGACAGGAAGAAUCUGGAAACUGGUUAAAAAGUUCUUAAAUCCUUUAAUGGUAUGAGCUGUUAGUUGAAACUACAAAUCUUUUGUAUUUACAGUCAUAUGAAGUAGGCACUUCUAUUUUGAUAACUAAUAUGAAAACUCCUAUGUGCUACGUGCUGAAAUAUAAUUAGCGUUGUGGCCUGGCUGAGUUGGAGCUAAGGUUUAAGCAUUCGUGGAGUGAUGCAACUAUUCUAUUAAAUCAGCACACAAGACCCUAGCAGAAACCCCUGCAAGACUUUAGCCAUUCACUUUUUGCCAAUAUGUCCUUUCUCUUUCCCACUGUUCCUUAGGUCAUUGUACUUUUCUUUCUGCUAAAACAUUUUUCUUCUGUGCUUCCUAACAGAUGGAGUAGGGAUGUAUGACAACAUUAGAAUUCAAAGGAGACAGAGUAUCCUCCUGUUUCUACUGGUCACCAUCCUGUAAUGCUGUAUUCCUAAUGCAAGAGGGUGCUCUAUAGACACAUUUACGUGCAAUAAAAUACUUUUCUUAGCUUCAGAGGAAACUUGCCAGAACAUUACCCUGAUAAGAACAAUUGUAUUUUCCCUUGUGAGUGCAACUGGACAGAGAGAUAAAGAAAUGAGUCAGCUGUGUGCAUCCGGCAGUGAAGUUACCUUCCUGUAGGUUUUACAAAGACGCCCAUAAAGAAUUAUAAAAUAUUUAACAGUCUUUUAUAUGCAAAUCAAUUCUUUAAUAUUAGACAUUCACAUUCUUUCUGUAGAACAUGAAUCAAGAUUUUGAGUGGUGAUAUUUUUAAAAGCAUAUAUGAUAUUACAUAUAUGUUUGAUAUUACAUCGUGCAGCGUCUCCUGGUAGAUCUACAAAUCCUGCAAACCCUGGAAACCUCAACUUCAAAUCAAAGUUCUGCUUUUGUUCUUUAUGCCACCCUGUACCUAGCAAUACACUACAGAAUCAGUUCACUCCAGAGAUCAGAAGAAAUAAAAGCAAAGAAGGAAGGCAGAAGAUACUAAUAGGGUGGAAGUGUGAAGGGAGAAAAUGGUGGUUUCUACCUGUGGUUUGUUCUGUGAUUCAUGGUGUUCUUCUGGCCUGUCCUACCUUUUUGUUAAAGAAAUGGUUGAGACCAUAAUGAAGAUAGACUAGAAUGUAUUUGUUUCACAUUUGCAAGAGACUGAGAAUGUGCAGUAACUUGAUGAGUGACUUGAAGGAGUGGAUUUUUAUUUUUGGCAUCUUGAUAUGCUUCAGAGAAGGAUUUUCUUUAAUGGAAGGUAUGAGAAAUCCUGAAAAGGAACAUUUUGGAAUGACCUAUUGCCAGAAGUGCUUGAGAGUAUAAAUGUUUUUACCUGUCCUUUAAAAACCAAGCAAAAUAAUUCAGUAAUUUCAGUAUUUCUUGAAAACAUACACCUGUAAUAUGCAAUAUCUUUUUAAAAAAUUCUUCCUAAGUCCUUGCAAAGGAUUUUCAGUGCAUCAUGUAACAUAACUGGAUUUUCUUCUCAA
Molecule: messenger RNA, 3195 nt
Organism: Gavia stellata (red-throated loon)
Lineage: Eukaryota; Metazoa; Chordata; Aves; Gaviiformes; Gaviidae
Gene: UPP1
Product: uridine phosphorylase 1
Exons: 8
Coding region: 52-1011 (319 amino acids)
Biological process (GO): nucleotide catabolic process; uridine catabolic process
Cellular component (GO): cytosol; cytoplasm
Molecular function (GO): uridine phosphorylase activity
Source: RefSeq, a predicted model, not a curated record